AGCAUUGGAGAACUUAUAAUAUUAUUUUAAAGAAAUGAAAAGUAUUUUAGUCAUAGCUUUAUGCUUCAUCUAUGCUGCCACUGCACUAGAAAGUACCGAGAGUCAACAAUCCUUGCAAGUCUUCCCUCCAUUUGGAUUCUGUACUGUUAGGGAUAUGACAAUGGGCUUCUUUACUGGGACUGAGAAGGACCCAGUUCACCCUAAUUCAAGAUGAGUUCAGUUUUUCCCAAGGCUUGAGGAGCAAUUUAAUAUGUUUGUUGGAGGAGUUAAUGAGACUCUGCUCAUUCCAACUAAUUUUGUCAGGUGGAUCAAUACUGGUGUUGUUCUUAUCAAUCAAUAUGCUGCCUGGCAAAAUUAUUGCACCUUUGCAACUGUAUUAACCAGACUUGAUAAUGCUGUUGAAACAAUGGAAGGAUUAGCUACACUGGUAUUCAGAGUAAUGAAUAAUUACCCUAAGCUCUUUAUUUUGUUCGCCGAUAUCACUACAGGCUUUACCAACGAGAACUGUGUCCAGAUGUCAAAAGCUGCUGGAGGAGCAUUCUCUGUUAUCUUCGACUUCAAUGUACCUGAGGAUGUAGUUUAGCUAUUGUGUAAAAUUCAAUAACUUACGUAA
This is a messenger RNA of Moneuplotes crassus, 613 nucleotides long. Lineage: Eukaryota; Ciliophora; Spirotrichea; Euplotida; Euplotidae. The record is from the annotation of a GenBank genome assembly.